This is a messenger RNA of Neltuma alba, 873 nucleotides long. RefSeq lists its product as uncharacterized. The record is from RefSeq and is a predicted model, not a curated record. Lineage: Eukaryota; Viridiplantae; Streptophyta; Magnoliopsida; Fabales; Fabaceae. The coding region runs from base 1 to 873 and encodes 290 amino acids. The transcript has a single exon.
AUGGAAGACUUAUUCGAAGGUUCAGAUACAUUGUCCAUGUCUCCACCUAAUGUGGUUAGUGAAGACCCACUAUCAUUGCCAUGUGGUUCAGAAAUAAUGCCAACCCCAAUUCCGGAAAUGCAUUCAAUAAAGUGGAAGGGUUUGGUUAUUAGAGAAGGACAAAUUUUUCCUAAUGCAGUGACCCUUAGACAAGCACUAUAUAGGUAUAGUAUUGCUGUGAAGUUUUCAUACAAGUUUGUGAAGAACAAUCAACAAAAGAUCAUUGUGAAGUGUAUGGUGGAGGGAUGCCCAUGGUAUAUGGGUGCACACUCAAUGGGACAAAGACAAGAUUUUGAGUUCUUAAUAAUUAGAACCUUAAGAAGUGAGCAUGUGCAUUAUGCACAGGACAGCUUAGUUGUAUCUCACUCUGGAGGGUCAAACUUAACAUCAUCAAUCAUGAUAGAUUCUUUGAAGUGUAAUAUAGACAAGAAUGCUAAUGAAAUUAGAAGAGAUUUGUACAGAGAAUAUGGGGUGCGACUAAAUUAUAGUCAAGCAUACAGGGGUAAAGAAAGAGCAUUGAGGGAAAUACAUGGUCGUGCACAGGAUUCAUACAUGGUGAUUCCCUGGAUUUGUGAAAGGCUUACUGAAACUGAUCCAAACACAAUUGCUCGAUGGGAAGGGUUGGAUAGUAACAGAUUUGAGAGGGUGUUCAUUGCUUAUGGAUACUCAAUUAAUGGAUUUUUAGAAGGGUGUCGACAUAUACUUUAUAUAGAUGGCUGUCAUCUAAGUGGUCCUUACAGGGGGACAUUGAUUUCAGCUAAUGCAUAUGAUGCGGACAAUGAACUGUUUCCAUUAGCAUAUGCUAUAGUUAAUGGGGAGACAUAUGAUGAUUAG